This is a messenger RNA of Schistocerca americana (American grasshopper), 1966 nucleotides long. RefSeq names its product cytochrome P450 6k1-like. The coding region runs from base 123 to 1646 and encodes 507 amino acids. The transcript is spliced from 6 exons. Lineage: Eukaryota; Metazoa; Arthropoda; Insecta; Orthoptera; Acrididae. The record is from RefSeq and is a predicted model, not a curated record. Gene Ontology annotation, molecular function: heme binding; monooxygenase activity; iron ion binding.
GUAAGCAGUAACGGCUGCGGCUGCCGUGAGGUCAGUUCACGGCUGCGGCAGCCGAGUAGCUUGCGUCGCUGGGACGGCGCGGCGGCGAGUUGGUGAGUGAGAGACGCAGACGUUGCCCCGCCAUGUGGCUGUGGUACAGUCUGGUGCUGCUCGCAGUGGCUGCCGCGUUGUUUCUCCUCUACCUGUACUCCGUCAACCAGCACUGGAGGAAACUGGGGAUCGCGCACCCCAGGCCGCAGCUCUUCUUUGGAAACACCCGCCGCCUGUUCCUCCUCAAGGAAUGCCUCCCAGAGGCGCUGGACCGCGUCUACCACCAGCUGGAGGGACUGCCGUUCGGAGGCUUCUACCUCAUGACGAGGCCGUGUCUUCUUCUGAGGGACGUCAACCUCAUCAACAGAAUCUUUGUCGGAGACUUUGGACAUUUUCACGACAGGAUGAACUUCCCGCAAUACAAAAAGGACCCGAUGAUGCAACACUUGUGCACCAUGGGCGGCUCCAUGUGGAAGGAGAUGCGGCUCCGCAUGUCGCAGGUGUUUUCGGUGGGCCACACGCGCCGCGUCUUCUUCAUGGUGCAGGAGUGCUGCUCGCACCUCCAGAAGUCCGUGGAGGCGGCCAUCCGGCGCCAGCCCGGUUGCGAAGUGGAGCUCAAGGGUCUGGUCACCUCGUUCACCACUGACGUCAUCGGAGUGUACGCCUUCGGAAUCGAGUGUGGCGCAAUUGAUGACGCCAACUCGCAGUUCCGUCGCAUCAGCAGCAUGGUGUUUGACACUUCGGCCACCAAUGCAUUUCGGCAGAUUCUCUUCCUGAUUUUGCCAGCACUUGCCGCUCUCCCCGGGAUGAGCUUCUUUUCUACGGCCGUGACGGAGUUCUUCGACAGAAUCUCAGCGGAAACUGUGCAGUACAGGGUGAAGAAUAAAGUCCUCCGCGAUGACCUAGUUCACCUGAUGAUGACGCUGAAACAGAAAGGGCUCCUGGUCACGGAGGAAGGAGAGUCUAUAGAAAUCAGCGACAAGUUUAUGGCAGCGCAGCUGCACAUAGUGUUCGCACUCGGCUUCGAGAUGACUUCCACGGCGAUGAGCUUCUGCCUGCACGAGCUGGCCAUGAACCCAGGAGUGCAGACCAAGGCGCGAGUCGAGGUAGACGCAGUACUCAGCCGACACGGUGGCGAAAUCACGUACGAAGCACUCCAGGAGAUGCGGUACCUGGACAUGGUGGUUGCUGAGACUCUGCGCCUGUACCCGCCACUGGGCUUCCUAAUGCGGCAGUGUACUGUGCCGUACCAGGUGCCGGGCAGCGACCUGCGCCUGCGCGUGGGGGACGUGGUGUACGUGCCGCUGCUGUCGCUGCACCGCGACCCGCGCCUCUUCCCUGAGCCGCUGCGCUUCAACCCGGAGCGCUUCAGCGGCGGCCACGCCCGCCCAGCCUACCUGCCGUUUGGCGCCGGACCAAGAACCUGUCUCGGUCAGACGUUCUCUCUGGUCGAGGUGAAAGCUGGGCUGGCGGCUCUGCUGUCGCGCUUCGAGUUCUGGCGGUGCGCGCGCUCAGCUGGCAGUCCAAUCCCGUUGGAGCCUCGCAAGAUCAUCCUGGCGGCAGCCAAUGGGCUGUAUGUCCGAGUCACACCCAGAGCGUGGCUGCCUGUCAACUGAGCGCCUGAAGAUACGCAACAGUUCAGAAACGUUGCGCUGCUAUUUCGGGCAUCUCUGUUACGUCUGUCCUAGUAGUCGGAGGCAGGUGACACAUUUGUACCAUAACCAGGCUGUUACUGGCGCUUACAUAAUAAACUGAAGAUGUGUUAUAGCACAGGUAUAAGCUGUUAUGGCAUACCUGUCCCCCUAGAGUAAUUUGAGAUUGUACUAGCAUCACAGAGGGUGAAACUUACGUAUGUAGGUCCAUGAAGUGAGCGUCUCACAACGACAAAGCUGGAGAAAUGCGUAUGUCAAAAAAAUACAACAGCUGGUGCCACUCA